AUGUUAGCGUAUCGGCAUAACUUUGUCAUAUCUAUCUAUCUAUCUAUCUAUCUAUCUAUCUAUCUAUCUAUCUAUUUCCGUCUGUUAAUAUUUGUCUUUACAUAUCUAUCAAUCUUUGAGCGUCUAUUCAUAUCUUCGCGGUUUUCCGCGCAACGCGAAAGGAACGACGCGACUGGAAUUCGAGUUGGUUCGCAUUCUGUUGCAGUUUUUCAUAUGUGUCUACAUUUUUAUGAUAACCUCAUAUUUCUUUCAAUCUCACUCUCUCUCUCUCUCCCUCUCUCUGUCUCACUUUCUCUUUUCUCUCUCUUACCGUCAAUAAUUUUUGUCAUUCAAUUGCCUAUCUAUCUAUCUAUCUAUCUAUCUAUCUAUCUAUCUAUCUAUCUGUCUGUCUGUCUCUCUAUCUCUCUCUCUCUCUCUCUCUCACGCAUUUUAUCUAUCUAUUUAUCUCUUAAUCUAUCUCUAUCUCACGCUCUCUCUCUCUCUCUCUCUCUCAUAAUUAAAGUUUUUGACUCUCUCUCUCUCUCUCUCUCUCUCUCUCUUUCUUUCUCUCCAUCUAUCUUUCUCACUACACUAAUUUGUUCAUAUCUAUCUAUCUAUCUAUCUAUCUAUCUAUCUAUCUAUCUAUCCCAAUCUCUUCAUUAUCUAUCUAUCUAUCUAUCUAUCUAUCUAUUCAUCUAUCUAUCUCAAUCUGUUCAUUAUCUCUCUCUCUCUAUCUAUCUAUCUAUCUAUCUAUCUAUCUAUCACAAUCUAUUCAUUAUCUAUAUAUCUAUCUAA
Molecule: messenger RNA, 774 nt
Organism: Acanthosepion pharaonis
Lineage: Eukaryota; Metazoa; Mollusca; Cephalopoda; Sepiida; Sepiidae
Source: the annotation of a GenBank genome assembly